Molecule: messenger RNA, 432 nt
Organism: Aspergillus chevalieri
Lineage: Eukaryota; Fungi; Ascomycota; Eurotiomycetes; Eurotiales; Aspergillaceae
Product: YciI family protein
Exons: 4
Coding region: 1-432 (143 amino acids)
Source: RefSeq, a predicted model, not a curated record
AUGUCAGCAUCCAUAUUAUGCGCUAGAAAACCCGCUCUUUUCACUACCUGGAAUUAUGUUUCCAGAGGAGGGCGCUCACCUAUCCGCACCGUGGGGUAUCGGACCAUGGCUACGGCUACCGGAAAACCAAAGGAAUUUCUAUGCAUCCUUCCUGAUAUGCCCAAUGCUCUUGACAUUAGGAAGAAAGUCAGGCCGAUCCAUUACGAGGGAAUCAAGCCUCUAGUUGAAACGGGAAGAUUGGUUGUUGGUGAACAUCCCGCAGAAGGUGAAGAUGCGCUGUUCAAAGGUAGCAUGAUUGUCUACACAGGGGAAAGUGUUGAGGAUGUCCGUGAGGCAAUAAACGGCGACAUUUACGCUAAAAGUGGAGUCUGGGAUCUGGAGAAAGUCCAGAUCAUUCCUUAUGUUUCAGCAGUGCGCAAGCCUAUGCCUUGA